GCGCCAAGCCUAGGCGGGAAAGCUGCUGCGCAGGCGCAGGCGUGGAAUCUCGCCCCUGGGCGGGACCAGACCAAUCCUCUCAGACGGCUUGGCGCUUCGGUUAGGAGCGCGCGGCUUUUCUCUGGCUUUGGACGGGGAAAAUAAGCUUUUCAGAGAGGGAAGCGUUCGCGGUUAUCUCGUAAUGUCUGGUGAGUCGGAUCAGCCCGAGGCUGGACCCUCCCACGCUGGCCUCUACUGGCCGCACCCCGAAAGAAAUCAGCCUGGGGUUUCGGGAGGAGUGAUUCGAAGGACCAGUAGCCAAAGGUACAAGUCCUGGAUCCAGAAGGUUAUUGAGCAAAUAACCGGAUCCCCUAGACAGUGUGUCGCCCUUAGCGAUGUGGUGCCUGUCACUGUACUGGCCGUCCAAAGAUACCUUUUAGAGGAUGAGCCACGGGACAUGGUGCCCAAGCUUCCCUUUUACUGCUAUGAUGUGACGAUCUCGGACGGGGUGUACCAGGAGAAGUGUUACUUAGACCCCAGCUUAAACUUUCUCGUUUAUCAGAAUAUUCUAAAAGUUGGCAUAGAAGUGAGAAUUUUCAGAGUUUCGUGCCUUUACAACGAGAAAAGAUUGGGCCAGGGAAUCCUGUGCAUAGAUAAGGUCCACUGUGGGGAGACCCUAGAUGUCCUUUGUGUAGAAACUCCAUUUAGAAAUAGAAUGCAGGAGGAAAAGCCAGAGAGGCCCCUGAGAGGCGGCAGGAGCCACUACCUGGCUCUAUGGAACAACGAGGAUCCCUACGGAGAUAUCUGGAAGACCAACAAGCAUCCUGAAGAAUUCAGUUUUAAUAACAUCAAGAUAAUCUCUCUCUCACACCUUGAAAUGACCUGGAGUAACAGAACGGAUUUUCCUGCCUUGCUUGUGAGGAUUCUGCAUAAAUCAAAACUGCGAUACUAUGGGAAACCUAAUAGAAGUAUGAUUGAGCCAUAUCAGAACUACUUGGAAGUCGCUGACAGUUCCGGCAUGGUGUCAGUGAUUAUGUGGAAUUCUAUGUGUCUCGAAUGGUAUAAAAGUUUGAAAGUGGGCUUGAUUCUUCUGCUUCAAGAUUAUACUGUGAAGAAGAGCCACCCAUUCAGAAUACAGCCUGACCCUGUGGACCCACAGAUGAAACUCAUUUCUACAAUAGAAAUCUGCCUGAAUUUUCGAGAUCCUCCAACUAAAGUGGUUAUCAUUCCAGAAAGGCAAUUGAAAUCAGAAUGGAAAUUGCCAAAACUAUGUAACCGAUUUGUUACAAGAUCAGAACUAGACACUGUGCCAGAAAAAGCAAUCUGUGAUGUUGUUGGCAUGUUAACUUUUGUGGGAAGGGUGCAACGGACAAAAAAGAAAGAAAAUACUGAAGACUUUUGGUCAUAUCGCUGGAUCCACCUUACUGACGGAACUUCAGAGCAACCAUUUAUAGUGCAGCUGUUUUCUACAUCUCAGCCAGAAGUCUUUGAAAACAUUUACCCAAUGACAUGUCUUGUUUGUACUCAGUUGAGAGUUGUUAGAAAUAAAAAUCAAGUACCUAAUCUGCUUCACCUCACCACUACAAGUGAGAGCUGCAUUUUUAUUGCUGGUCACAGAGGCCAACCGUAUGCAUAUGAUAGCAAGGUAAAAAAGUGUAUGCAGUGGAUUAAAACAAAGACUGAUUCAGCAGUAAAGAACACUGCUUUUGGUGGCUAUUACCCUUAUCCACCUGUUCCAGAGACAUUUGCCAAGUACAGUCGCUUGAUUAGAGCUGAGUUGCUCUUGACAGCUAUAAGCGAAGUGAAGAAGGUGACCGAAGUCUUGCAGUACAGGGAGCAGAGGCGCAUUGCAAUUCAGGGGAUAAUCGCUGCUAUAAAGUACAUCCCCCACAACCACUCAUCUGAGAGUGCCCCAGCAUCAGAAGCACUUCGGACUGACAAUCAGCCCUCAACUUCUCAGGAGGUUAGAAGAGAAGGUCAUCAUUAUGGAAGAGGUAGCAAAAGACCUCAAGAUGACAGGUCAGAGGGCUCUCAGCAUUCUCGGUCUUCACCUACAACUUCGAGUGCCAGCGCAAAAAGAAGAAUUAUUCAAAGCCCAUCUGCUAAUCCGGUUCCUGUACCACAGCCACAUUCUUCUGCACAAGCUAAGAGAAGCAGACACUACGUACCCUUACACCGUCAAGAAAGUUCAAGUGCUGGUUCCAGAGGGAAGUCCAGAAGAGUAGCAAGUGACAGAUGGGAGAGUCAGCUGUGGAGAGACAAGAAGUGCAGCUUGAGAGACCACCUACACUACAGUCGUGUUUAUCCUGAAAGUAUUCCACGGAAAUUUAUUUCCGAGCAUGGGAAGUUUCUCGCCCAGCAGUUUAAUACUCAGCCUGCAAAGUAUGUACCCUCAGAAGGAAACCCCCCCAAACUCAGUGAAUUUCCGAGUGCUCGAAGCCUUGGCCAUUUUGAAGUAACCAUCCUAGGUUUGAACCAUGAGAUUGCGAUUGAUGUUGCGUUCCUACCUGUGUACUCUCCAGAGGAUGUGAGGACAUCUCAAAUAGACACGUUCUUGACCUGCAUGAAUUACAGUUGUGUGUACCCACCAGAAGCACCUGGCCAUGAAAAACUGCCAGGUUCCAAGGCAGUUGCAGGUGAUAUUGUAAAAGAAGCAGCUGAACUGGAUAGAGUCCACGUCAUCUGUGUCUUGGAUAUCUUUAAUUUGGGUAACAAUAAAGGGGAGGUCUUUUUGCAUAAGAUUUAUACCCCAGAAUAGGCUUCUUAAAGAUUAGCACACAAAAUAAUUAUAGGGUAUAUAUAGAAUGCUGCUUUAAAGAGAAUCUAUUCUUUUCUUGGUAUUUUCAUCAGAAUAUUCCAAGAACUCUAAAGUUAAGUGGUUUUCAGUUCAUCUUGUAUUUGACAUUCUCACUUCAUUAUUAGAUUCAUUAUUGAAAAACCAUCAAGACAAUUUUCUGUCAAAAGUUUCUUCAGUAGUGUGUGACUACUUGUAACAAUUGAUGUUAUACUGUUCCUUCUGCAAAGUGUAUCUUUAUUCCAACAUCUCUGUACAAUGCAUCCUGGCCAACACAAUUUAACAUCCCCCUGAUUUUAUUCACAUAUGGUGAUAAAUCUUGCUUUACAAAUUUAAAGACCAAAUUAUCAUUCUCCAAAAGUGAUCACCUAUAUUUUUUUCUUUUUUUAGUAAAAUUUUUUUAUUAAAAAUUUCCACUUCCUCCCCGCCUCCCUUUCCCUCCCCCUCACCCCACUCCCCACACCCCACUCCCCCCCUCCCUCGUCAGCCCAAAGAGCAGUCAGGGUUCCCUGCCCUGUGGGCAGUCCAAGGUCUUGCCUUCCUUGCUCAUGUUCUCCCUCCUUCUUUUCCUCAUUUGGACCUUGGGAGCUCAGUCCAUUGCUCAAACAACGUAAUUCCUAUCAUGUCCAGAAAUGUACAUACAGAUUGUAAUGUUCCAACUGCCCUCCCUUCUCUACAUUUGCUAUAAAAUGAAUAUAUUGAAUGACAUUAUUGUAUAAGUUUUCAACCAAUUUCCAAUACCUUGAAGUUUUAAGUAUUUUGACCAUUGUAUAAUGUUAAAGCCAGAGACUACAGUAUGUCCACAUUCCUAUGUUUAUUUGCAAUUUCAGUAUAUGUGAUGUGAUUUUAGACAGGGAAAUUGUAUCUCACAUUAAUAUCUAAAGUGCUUAUAUUGAAAAUAAAAGGACAGUAAGUAACAGAAUUUGUUUCGGUCUAGCUCUCUACUGUGUUUUAAAGGUAAAUGAUCACUCUACCUUUGUAAAGACCUGUGUCUGACACCCAUGCGGCUAAAUAAGUGAGAUGUCAAAUGAGAGUAAAUAUUUCUGUAUCAAGAUGAAUCUGAUUGUGGUUGAGGUAGAAACUCAGAAGCAUUCUUUAUGGCCCUAUAAUUUUGCGAUGUCAUGUGCUAUACAGUUUUAAUGUGAUAGGAAGCCUAAAAACUUAAAGGCAUACUGCAUUUUGUCCAUAAAGGUGUUCAGUUUUCUUUGUAACUGUAUUGAGGGUUAAACUGUGACUCCUUUAUGUUAUUAGUUUCAUAGCAGUAAUAAAUAAGUUAACAUGCAGUAACUUCUUUGGUCUCCUGUCUCAUUUUGAAUGCAGUUCAUGUGUGUUUUCCAUAUUGGAUGGCACACAUAUAUGUGUGCGUGUGGUUAUAAGUGAUCCAAGGUGAUUUUCUCACACUGCUUUCAAGACUGUCAUUUUUCAAGUAGAAUUUAGGAUUUGGGGUUUAUUUUUAAAGGGCAAUUUGAUUUUAGAACCACAUGCAUAAGGGGGAAUUGACAUAGCUGUUAAUUGAAAGGCACAAAGAUAUAAAAACUCUACACAGGCAUACUUUUUGUUCUUAUAUUGAAGUUUAUAUGCUAGGGGCUGGGGAUGGAGAGUUGGCUCUGUGAUUAAGAGAACUUAUUGCUCUUGCAGAGAACCAGGGUUUGGUUCCCAGUACCAACAUAUUGAUUCACAACCAUCUGUA
Alexandromys fortis (reed vole) is the source of this 4463-nucleotide messenger RNA. It is a transcript of the gene Radx, whose product is annotated as RPA1 related single stranded DNA binding protein, X-linked. Gene Ontology annotation, molecular function: single-stranded DNA binding. The record is from RefSeq and is a predicted model, not a curated record. The transcript is spliced from 14 exons. Gene Ontology annotation, biological process: regulation of DNA repair. Gene Ontology annotation, cellular component: replication fork. NCBI's taxonomy places the organism in Eukaryota, Metazoa, Chordata, Mammalia, Rodentia, Cricetidae. The coding region runs from base 182 to 2737 and encodes 851 amino acids.